UUUUUUUUUCUUCGAAUGCAUCAAAUUUUGAUAUAUCGAAAAAAAAUAUACCAAAAUCAAAAAAUUAAAAAGAAAAAGAAAAGAAAAAAAAUUUAAAAAAAAAUUUUUUAAUUUUUUUUUUUAAAUUUUUUAAAUAAAAUAUUUUCCAAAAAAGUUUUGUUUUUUUUUUUUCCUACAACACAAUGACAACUACAAUGACUACAACUACAACUUAUAAUAAUCAGUUACAGUUACAACCAACUUUUUCUACACAACCAUUACAAACUUUUCACCCUCAAAUACCAUCGCAACAACCACCUUUACCUAUUCAAACUAUUCAAAGACAAAGACAAGCUUAUACUUUUUCAUGGACUUUAAGGGGUUUUAAUGAAUUAUAUCGUCAGAUGUCUCAUUCAAAUUUUACUUAUUCGGAUCGUUUUCAUACUCCAAGAGGUACUCAUGAUCCUUCUUUAUUAUGUCCUCCUGGUUGGUCUGAUUGUUCUUCAAUGUUUCCUUCUCAACGUUCUCAUUUAAAUUGUUUUGAUGAUACCGCUUAUCUUUGGAGAAUUCGUUUAUAUCCAAAUGGUAGUAUUAAAAAAUUACCUACUCAUAUUUCAAUAUAUUUAGAAGCUAUACAAACUUUAUUUGAAAAACAACAUUUUAUUACAAAGAGAUCUAUACAAUUUAAAAUACAGGUUUUUCGUUUAAUUAAAUCUAAAAAUCAAUCAUCUCAUAAUAAUAAUAAUAAUAAUAAUAACAAUAAUAAUGGAAACAACAAUACCAACAACAACAACAAUAACAACAACAACAAUAAUAAUAAUUUUAAUAUUAAUUCUCAAUUGGAUGUUUGGAAAGAAACUCCUAUAUUAAUUUAUGAGACUAAAGAUAUGUUAAGAUUUGAUUAUGAAUUUCAAAAUUCAAAUACUUUAUUUGGUGUACCUUCAAUUGGAACUUUUUCUAAUUUAUUUCCUCAUGUGGAUCCAAAUAUAGAAGAUGUUGAUUUAACUGUACGAAUUUCUAUUUAUAAUAAUAAUUUAACAAAUGAUAUUAUUACCCCUUAUACUCCUUUUUAUAGAAAUGAUUUCUUUGAACCUGAACCUAUAAUUAGAUCUCCUGCUUCUUUUGAAAGAUUUUUUAAUAAUGAAACUUUUUAUGAUGUAGCUUUCACUUUUGAUAAUGGUAUGCGUACUAUAAAAGCUCAUCGUAUAAUAUUAUCUCAACGUUCUGAAUAUUUUGAAAAAUUUUUAAGUGGUAAUUGGUCUGGUGGUGAUGGUAAUAUGAAAAUUAUUCCAAUUAAACAUAUUCCAUUUGAUACUUUUCGUGUAAUCUUAUUUUAUUUAUAUACUUUAAAACUUCAAGAUGAUUUGGAUUUUGAUUUAUUAAGGGAUAUUUAUACAAAUGCUGAUAUGAUGAGAUUAGAACAAUUAACUCAAUUGGUUGCUGAUAGAAUUAUUUAUUUGGUUAAUCUUGAAAAUUGUCAUCAAUUAUUAGAAUUGGCUUGGAAUUCAAAUAGUUAUACUUCAAAAAUUAUAUUGAAGACUACUGCUUAUGAUUUUGUAUUUAAAAAUUGGAAUUUAUUAAGAUCUUCUGAAAGUAUUAAAUACUUAAUAUGUAAUGCUCCUUCUAUUGAAUGUAUAGAAGAAUUAAUGGAAGCUAGAAUGUUUGGUGUCGCUAAAUAAGUUUAAUUACAAAUUUAUUAUAAUUCCUUUUUUUUUUUUUUUUUUAAGAUGAUUUUUGAUAAUUUAUUAACAAAAAAAAAUUCUAAUAUAUUUUCUAUCAGAAAUUCAGCGAAUUUCAAUAUUGAUGACUUUAACAUCUUCAAAUGGUUUAUCCAAUUUAUCGGUCUUUGCAUU
Rhizophagus irregularis DAOM 181602=DAOM 197198 is the source of this 1832-nucleotide messenger RNA. RefSeq lists its product as uncharacterized. NCBI's taxonomy places the organism in Eukaryota, Fungi, Glomeromycota, Glomeromycetes, Glomerales, Glomeraceae. Gene Ontology annotation, molecular function: protein binding. The record is from RefSeq and is a predicted model, not a curated record.